Molecule: messenger RNA, 226 nt
Organism: Linum tenue
Lineage: Eukaryota; Viridiplantae; Streptophyta; Magnoliopsida; Malpighiales; Linaceae
Source: the annotation of a GenBank genome assembly
GAGCAGCAGCAGCUGAGGAUUGAACCAGAAGAGAAGUGCAGGAAGCAGCUGCUGCAGGCUGAAGGUGUUUGCAACCGAGGAUCACUAGCCCAGGAGAAACGGCGGCGUUUUGCUCUAAUCCGGAAAGCUGCUUUGGAGCAAAACGGAGACGUUUCAUCAAUAGAAGACAGCGAUGGCUUAAUACGAUGUCGUCCUUCUUAGUUCGUUGAUUGCAAGUUUAAUUGUG